Molecule: messenger RNA, 687 nt
Organism: Mangifera indica (mango)
Lineage: Eukaryota; Viridiplantae; Streptophyta; Magnoliopsida; Sapindales; Anacardiaceae
Exons: 6
Coding region: 1-687 (228 amino acids)
Source: RefSeq, a predicted model, not a curated record
AUGAGUUCUACUGCCAAAACAUCUCGGUCUCGUAAAUUAACUAAUGAACCGGUGAUGGAACAAGUCAAAUAUGAGUUCUUUGUUGUGCGGAAAGGGGAUAUUGUUGGUGUCUACAAGAGCUUUUGGUGCAGAUUUGAGUCUGUAGAGCUGAGAAACGGCAGCGUUUGGAGUAUGGUGGCAGCUGUCGACACAACCAAUACGAAUCCUUUCAUUAAAAGUGUUUAUAGCGAACAUGGUGUCGUUUUUCGUUUAUUAUUUCGUUUUACACCAAAAGAUAGUUGGGUUAAGAUGGCGACACUUCAUUUGGAGGAUGAGGCUAUUCAGUGGCAUCAGGGACCGAUGAGAGCCAGAGAUGCCUGUGAGGUGUUCAAGCCAAAAACAUUGGCUGAAGCAUACUCAUUGGCCAAGCUGCAAGAAAUAACCAUAGCAGCUAUUAAAGACCAACCCAAGCCCCUGACCAAAAGUGCCUUAUACAGAUCAUACCAGGAGGAAAAGGAUGAAGAGGAGAUGGAGGAAUCCAGCUUGAUGGAAUUAUCCUUGAAUAUUUUUGCUUCUUCUUGGCAGGUAUUGGGUUCAUGGAAGGCCAACAACCAGAACAUAGCAGAUCUAUGUAUGAAGGCAAAGGAAUUGAAGGAUCAAUUUCUUUCAUUCCAGAUAACUCAUAUUCCAAGGAUGGUCAAGUUAUAG